AUGUCAGAAGCGAUUGUGCCGAUCGCCACAGAGCGUAAAGGGACACGAGAAAACGUGAAGGCGGGUCAAAACUGUGACAUAGGUGCUACAGUAGUUGACAACAGGGUCCAGAGAGGAGUCGAAAGAGGCGAUGUUGUCGUUGAAGAUGGAUCUCCUCGGGGAACUGAACACAAGCUGCCGCGACGAGUGGAACCCAACUACUUUUUCAAGACCCUAGUGGAUCAUGAAGUCACCGUCGAACUGAAGAACGAUAUCCAAAUCCGCGGCACACUCAAAUCCGUCGAUCAAUACCUGAAUAUAAAGCUGGAUGAUAUUCAAGUGGUAGAGGAACUCAAGUAUCCACAUCUGUCUUCGGUGAAGAAUGUUUUCAUCAGAGGAAGUGUGGUCAGAUAUGUACAUCUGCCAGGGGCCGCUGUGGACACAGCUCUUUUAGAAGAUGCCACACGGCGAGAAGCAGCGCAACAAGCAUCCAAAGUGAAGUAA
Glarea lozoyensis ATCC 20868 is the source of this 483-nucleotide messenger RNA. Its product is annotated as Sm-like ribonucleoprotein. Gene Ontology annotation, biological process: mRNA splicing, via spliceosome. Gene Ontology annotation, cellular component: U6 snRNP; P-body; Lsm1-7-Pat1 complex. Bases 1 to 483 code for a protein of 160 amino acids. The transcript has 4 exons. The record is from RefSeq and is a predicted model, not a curated record. NCBI's taxonomy places the organism in Eukaryota, Fungi, Ascomycota, Leotiomycetes, Helotiales, Helotiaceae. Gene Ontology annotation, molecular function: RNA binding.